CGACGAUGGGGAACACUACCUCGUGCUGCGUGUCUUCCAGCCCCAAGCUCCGGAGGAAUGCACACUCCCGGCUGGAGUCCUACCGGCCGGACGCGGACCUGAGCCGCGAGGACACAGGCUGCAACCUGCAGCACAUCAGCGACCGGGAGAACAUCGACGAUUUGAACAUGGAAUUCAAUCCUUCAGACCAUCCUCGGGCCAGCACAAUAUUCCUCAGUAAAUCUCAGACGGACGUGAGAGAAAAACGCAAGAGUCUCUUCAUUAACCAUCAUCCUCCAGGACAAAUAGCAAGGAAAUACAGCUCCUGCUCCACGAUUUUCCUAGAUGAUAGCACAGUCAGUCAACCAAACCUCAAGUAUACAAUUAAAUGUGUAGCUCUCGCAAUAUAUUACCACAUCAAAAACAGGGACCCAGAUGGAAGGAUGCUCUUAGAUAUUUUUGAUGAAAACCUUCAUCCUCUUUCGAAAUCCGAAGUGCCACCAGAUUAUGACAAACACAACCCAGAGCAGAAGCAGAUUUACCGGUUUGUUCGGACACUGUUCAGUGCUGCUCAGCUGACAGCUGAAUGUGCCAUUGUCACUCUGGUAUACCUUGAAAGACUUCUAACAUAUGCAGAGAUAGAUAUCUGUCCAGCCAACUGGAAGCGAAUUGUCCUUGGGGCUAUUCUGCUGGCCUCCAAGGUAUGGGAUGACCAGGCUGUGUGGAAUGUGGAUUACUGCCAGAUCCUGAAAGACAUCACCGUGGAGGAUAUGAAUGAGCUAGAGCGACAGUUUCUUGAAUUGCUCCAGUUCAACAUCAAUGUUCCUUCCAGUGUUUAUGCCAAGUAUUAUUUUGAUCUUCGUUCUCUGGCAGAAGCAAAUAACCUGAGCUUUCCUUUGGAACCUCUGAGCAGGGAGAGGGCUCACAAGCUUGAGGCCAUCUCUCGCCUCUGUGAGGACAAAUACAAGGACCUAAGGAGACCUGCAAGGAAGCGAUCAGCCAGUGCUGACAAUCUGACUGUGCCGAGGUGGUCCCCAGCUAUCAUCUCCUAACUGUGGGCGUCCACACUGGGAGCUGUACUAUCCCUCAGUUUCUCCUUUAGUUUAAGAAAAGACAGACUUGGGAUGGUUUUGUUUUUGUUUCUUUCCUUUUUAAAUUCAUAGUUCCAUCACGCUGCCUUGAUUACUUACUGCCUUCAUGCUUUGUGGCCCACAUGCAGCAAGGCUUUGAGGGAAGCAAAAUCAGUAUUCUGGAAAUCCUGUUUCACAACUUACCCUGUCAUCAUUAACAGCACUUUCUUCAUGGAGGAAAAAGACUCUAAUCCUGGAGGAGGAAGUAAAAGGGAAAGGGAAGUUGUGUAGAGGUAGGAAAAAUGGUUAAAUUCCAUGGCCGUUUCUUAAGUCCCCUAUCUGGUCAGUAGGUGAAUACAUGGGAAAACACAGCAGUAGGUAACACAGUUAGAUGUGCAUUAAAGACAAGAGUACUGCCUUUAUCACCUCUGUCUGGAUCAGUGUGUUCUGUAAGACUUCUUCCAUUCCUUCUAGCUGCUUUUUUGGGAUUUGGGGGUUUUUUGUUGGUUUUUAUUCUGUUUUGGUUUUGGCCCCACACAACAGAGAAUAUAGUUUGUACCAUGGCACAGACGUCCAAAUAAAUAGUACUGUUUGUUUCUUCCACACCCUUCCUGCGAGCUGUCUCCUGAGCUUUCUUCCUCACAAGUGGGACACACUUUUUACACUUCUCUACAACUUUGUACAUUUUUUCUUCAACAAUGUCAAAAUUAACUUGACUAUAAUGCUGAACCAAAAGUAUCUCUCUCUUUCCCUCUUUAUUCCUCACCCUACCCCCCAGAAAAUUCUAGAUAAUAUGGGUGCUUGUGCCUUCUGAUUUUGAUGCAGUUUUUUUUUCUGACCUGAUGUCAGAGUUACAAAUCAGUCAGACCUUGUGGGCCAAGGAAACAAUGUGCAGUAGAGGGUGUCCUCAGUUGAGAUUUUUUUCCAGAAUUGCUAAGUGUUUGCCUGAAGUUACUAGGUAGGAGUCACUUCCUUAUACUCCCUGCCCAGUUCAUUCCUGUACUUCCACAUCCAUUGUUGCAAGCAAUAUUCUUAUCAAUUUGUAUAUGUCUACUUUAAAUCAAAGUUAGUCUAUUUGUAUAAAUGUUUUUAAAAAUCUAAAAUUAAAAAAUGGGGUGGGAGUAGUUCAGUGGGAAGAUCAUUGAAGAGCAAAAUGAUACUAUUUACUGAGGUAUUUUUCACAGAACGAUUGAAUAAAAAAAUCUUACAUAUUCAUUGUGGGUGCUUAGAGAAGUUAUACAGAAGUCAAACUGUGAAGGAUUAUGCUUCAUUCAUCAUGACCAUACUUUACUGUUUUCUGACUAUCCCUAAUUUCCUUAUGGGCUAGAUAAGAAUCUUUUGUAUCAAGUAAAAUAAAAGGGUUAACGAUCAAAUAAUCAAAGAGUAAAUUUGGUAUUAAGUGUAAGAAUCCGAGUCAAUGAAGCAUGUAAUGCUUUGAGUUUUUGCAUAUUUUCUCGGGUCACAAUGACAGAGGUUCUAAUUUCUUUCAUUUUUCAAGUCUCUGUGAGGCACAUAGCAGCCAACACUCUUGUGUUCCUCCUGCAUGAGCUUGGAAAACUGUGGAAUCUGUUAUUAGUCUUGAAUACCCUUUGGAAAUGGAAGGGAUUCAGAAAGUUGAAAUCCUAAGAAUGCCAAGCUGAAAGUCCUAGUCAGGUUUCCAUGAAAUUUGUGUCAUGUGCAAACACAAUCAGGCCAGAAAUAUUAAGUUCUUUCAGACCUAACUUUCAAAAGCAAGCAAGUAGAAAAGGAAAAGUUAAUUAUUUUUCCAUUGUAAUUGUGUUGAUAUACUCUCUAUGGGUACCAAAAUCAGCAUCUCUCUUUAAGAAAGAGUUGGAUUUAGAACUUUAGAGCUCUAAAACUGUAGAAAAUAUCAUUUUAUAUUCCCUAUUCUAUAGAGCUUAAAAAAGGGACAUAUUUUCUUAGCUGAAUAUGAAUACCUCUUAAGCAUAAAUUAGUUCCUCUCAUGUAAAGUAUCUUAUUUUACCGAUCCAUUCAGGAAAGAGGUUCUGCUGCCUUUAAAGCAGAAAUCUUAUUUUUAUCCCUUUUAUUUGAAUGAGAGAGAUUUGAAAAUUGAAUUAUGUAAAUAUUUCAAUGCAUCUGCUAUUAUUUUGUGGAGUUUAUUAAACUACUUUAAAAAUUGUAUAGUCUAUAUAUUGUAUGUACAUAUAGUCUGAUAACUUAAAAUUUAAAGUGAAUCCCAUAAAACCUGGCUCAGUCUUUGUUCAGACUAUUGAAUAUUGUUUUAGCCUUGUGCACUGGACUCUACCUCUGUAUAGGAAAAUUUUCCAUAUUCAUUAAGUAUUGAUGUGUAUUAAUUGGUUGUUUCUUGCACUAAGGAUUUUUUAAAACUCUUGCUAUAAGUGUAGAUUUUACUUUUGCAGUAUGAGUUAUUAGACACAUAGGUAGAUACUUCAGGUUUGUUUUAUUUUUCUACAUGAUGAUGAAGACAACAUUUUGUUCUCUGGUUUGUUCUAAGUUUGCCAAAAAAAAAAUACACCAAAAACAAAACCCAACAACAGUAGAAAUACAGUACCUAUUGAUAAAUUGUAGUGACUGUAAUUUGUUUGCUAGAUGAUUCAAUCCCCUACAAUUAAAGCUGGAUUACUCUUUAGGAA
This is a messenger RNA of Phyllostomus hastatus (greater spear-nosed bat), 3664 nucleotides long. It is a transcript of the gene CCNY, whose product is annotated as cyclin Y. The transcript has 10 exons. Gene Ontology annotation, molecular function: cyclin-dependent protein serine/threonine kinase activator activity; protein kinase binding. Bases 6 to 1031 code for a protein of 341 amino acids. Gene Ontology annotation, biological process: regulation of canonical Wnt signaling pathway; regulation of cyclin-dependent protein serine/threonine kinase activity. Gene Ontology annotation, cellular component: plasma membrane; cytoplasmic cyclin-dependent protein kinase holoenzyme complex. The record is from RefSeq and is a predicted model, not a curated record. NCBI's taxonomy places the organism in Eukaryota, Metazoa, Chordata, Mammalia, Chiroptera, Phyllostomidae.